Messenger RNA from Desarmillaria tabescens, 1326 nucleotides. RefSeq lists its product as uncharacterized. The transcript is spliced from 4 exons. The record is from RefSeq and is a predicted model, not a curated record. NCBI's taxonomy places the organism in Eukaryota, Fungi, Basidiomycota, Agaricomycetes, Agaricales, Physalacriaceae. The coding region runs from base 87 to 1268 and encodes 393 amino acids.
ACGAAGAUUUGGACGGUUCUGUCUCGCUAUCAGAUAAGGGAGGGUGGUUCUUUCAGCAGUAGCCCAUUAUCUUGACGCUGGCUGUCAUGGCGUUCACUCUCUUUUACGCGUAUUUGACCCUAUUCAUACUUCAAGUCUUCGGUCUUCCUAUCACGAUUUCGACUGAACUUGCUGUUCAAAGAAAUCAGGAGAGCGCAAUCGUGCUAACUUGGGAACCGCAGGAUCCAGAGUAUUUUGUUUCUUUUCCACCACACGUCACCUCGGGUAGGGGAUGUGAACUGUGCUCAGCAGAGAGCUUAUUAGCGGCUCGCAGGGCUUUCAUUUCGUCCGGUGUCGCAGGCCUACACCAUACCGAUACUUGGCACGGGGACUCUGUUGUUCUUCACGCGACAUCACCUGAUCCUCGCGUUUCCAACGAGGGCAUCAUAACAAGAAAGAUACACUCUCGGAGCGCAACAGUGAAUCUCGACGAUAGGGACUUGCAUGGUGGCAACAGUGACGGCUUCAUGAUUCGCGCAGACAGUAGAGGCGCUAUAAUACUAAAGAAGGGUAGCGGCGGCAAAAAUGUGACUAGUGGAGGUGUUACAAUCAAUGGCGGGCGUGGGAGUACUACGAUAAGUGGAGGUGCUAAAAUAAAGGUUGGGCAUAAAGGUGGUACCGCAAUAAGUGGGGAUGUUACAGGCGGGCUUGGAAGUAAUGCGACUAGUGGAAGUGCUACAGUAGGUGGUGGCGGGUCAGCGGUCAGCGGGAAUGCUGUAGCGGAUGGUACAAGCACAAUGGACAAUGAAUCCACCGGAUCCACCUCUGCAGAGAUAAAUUCUGCAACUACAUCGCCAGGAACGUUUACCUCAGUGCGCCAUACGAAUGUACCGGUAAUCAUUGGCAGCACCGUCGGAUCAGUGGCCCUGGUAGUAAUACUAGGUCUCCUGGGAUUCCUCUGGCGCCGGCGAAAAAGCAGGCUUAGAGACGAAAGUACCUCUAAAACCGAAAGCCCUCCAAAAGAUUCUAGACCUGAGUCUACGGGAACCCGUGCCAUACCGUCAAUUUCGACUUAUCCUUUUACUUUCGCGCCAAACAGGGGAGGCAGUGAUGUUCCCUUGCCUUCCGACGAUGGCACGCUUGACUUGCCUCACAGAGUAACUGUCUCUCCUUCCAGAGGUUCUUCAUGGCGACCGGGAGAGGCGAACCAAAGUCUUGAGCGGGAAAAUCCAAGGAAGCUUACGGCUGAAGCGGUGGAAACUACGCACGUCGAAUCGCCACCACCUUAAUAUCUGUCACCAUAUUAAGGGAUACAGCAUGGCCUGGUCGUUAAGUCAUUGACUUGGU